CACGUGACUGACAAUGUUGUCUCAAUUUUUCAUUCUCUCUUCAAGAGGAGACACUAUAGCGUUCAGAGACUAUCGAGGCGACGUCGUGAAGGGCACUGCUGACAUUUUUUACAGGAAAGCGAAAGGGUGGAAGGGCAGCCAAGCGCCACCUAUAUUUAACGUGGAAGGAGUGCACUUCAUUCACAUUAAACGUAGUGGACUGUACUUUGUAUUCACCACCAAGUUCAACGUAUCGCCCGCGUUCGUAAUAGAAACAUUGAACAGACUGUGUAAUCUGUUCAAAGAUUAUUGUGGUAUCCUUAAUGAGGAAUCUCUGCGACUAAAUUUCGUGCUCAUUUACGAACUACUGGAUGAAGUUCUUGACUUUGGGUAUCCUCAAGUUCUCUCGACAGAGACACUGAAGACGCAUGUACAUAAUCAACCCGUUCCUGUGGAAAUGGAGAAACAACAUCACGCCUCGUUUAUAGGAUCAUCUGGACCUGCCUCUAAUCAAAAGAGUGUGCCAAGCUUUGCUGCGAACAAACCGAUAGCUGUUAGCUUGGAACAGCAACGAGCUCAAAAGAAUGAAAUUUUUGUUGAUCUGUUGGAGAGGCUCACUGUGCUGAUAGGAGCUGAUGGAACUGUCCUACGAGCUGAAGUGGCUGGUUGCUUGCAAAUGAAGAGCUUCCUAGCUCACAGUUCAGAAGUGAGGCUCGGAUUAAAUGAAGACUUGGUAAUUGGGAAUACAGAUAGAGGGUCUGGUUCACUAGGUGUAACACUUGAUGACUGCAGUUUUCAUGAAGCUGUUAAUCUGGAAGAGUUUGAAAGAGAUCGUGUAGUGAGCAUCAUGCCACCAGACGGAGAGUCUACCCUCAUGAAUUAUCGAGUAUCGGGUGACUUUCGAAACACUUUGCCAUUUAAUGUAUUUCCACUGGUUGAAGAAGGAGAAUCGGCAAGAUCCUCCGUUGAUAUUUCAUUAACCCUGCGCUGCAAUCUUCCUUCAAACUGUCAUGCAAUGAACAUCACAGUUCGAAUACCAGUACCAAAAUCAACGACAAGAGUAUCUCAAGAGUUGGGAGCUAGUCAGACAAUGGAAUACAAAGCGUUAGAGAAAUCAAUCCUCUGGAAGAUGAAAAAGAUCAGCAGCCACGCAGAACAGCACGCCAAAUUCAAAGUGAGCGUGUCUGAAAAGAGCAAGACCACUAGGAAAGAGAUUGGACCUCUGAGCAUCGACUUCGAGAUACCAAUGUUUGUCUGCUCCGGUCUGAACAUCCGAUUCCUGAGGGUGUUCGAACGCAGCGGAUCCUACAGUCCGUUCCGGUGGGUGCGCUAUAUCACACACAGCGAUUCCUACGUCAUUAGGAUAUGAGGCGAGAAUGAGAGAAGAUCACCUAGAACGUGAAGAGCUGCUUACGUGCGCACUGCAGAUGACUCGUGCAUGUCUAUGUAUUUCCGGUGUAAGAGGACUCGACUUCCUCAAGUGAUGUGUUACACUAAUAAAGCGAAGCCUCACCUGGACACGCGUGCUGCUUCGUCCAUCUCUGCAGCACUCGUUCCCAGAA
Corticium candelabrum is the source of this 1541-nucleotide messenger RNA. RefSeq lists its product as uncharacterized. Bases 14 to 1348 code for a protein of 444 amino acids. NCBI's taxonomy places the organism in Eukaryota, Metazoa, Porifera, Homoscleromorpha, Homosclerophorida, Plakinidae. The record is from RefSeq and is a predicted model, not a curated record. The transcript is spliced from 16 exons. Gene Ontology annotation, cellular component: trans-Golgi network; cytoplasmic vesicle; clathrin adaptor complex. Gene Ontology annotation, biological process: protein targeting; Golgi to lysosome transport; intracellular protein transport.